Molecule: messenger RNA, 1674 nt
Organism: Leptinotarsa decemlineata (Colorado potato beetle)
Lineage: Eukaryota; Metazoa; Arthropoda; Insecta; Coleoptera; Chrysomelidae
Gene: Acat1
Product: Acetyl-CoA acetyltransferase 1
Biological process (GO): fatty acid beta-oxidation
Cellular component (GO): mitochondrion
Molecular function (GO): acetyl-CoA C-acetyltransferase activity
Source: RefSeq, a predicted model, not a curated record
AAUGACUGGAAAAUUUGGUGCGUUGGUUACGCUUAUUUUUUUUAUCAAAUUAUAAACCCUUUAUUAUAUUUUGUGUUACUAUCAACAGAGUGCUUGAGACAAUGGAAGAUUCAGAGGUUCUCCAAGUGGGUAGUCGGUUUCUCAGCUCAUCCUCAAAAAAUGAAGUCGUUAUCAUCUCGGCCACCCGAACCCCAAUGGGCACUUUUCUGGGACCACUUGCACCUUUGUCAGCAACAAAACUGGGAGCUGUUGCUAUCGAAGCAGCGAUCGAAAGAGCUGGCAUACCAAAAGAUGAAGUCAAGGAAGUUUUCAUGGGAAACGUUUGUCAGGGAGGGGUGGGGCAGGCCCCUGCGAGACAAGCGGCGUUGUUCGCCGGGCUUCCAAAGUCUACCAUUUGUACCACAAUCAAUAAAGUCUGCGCGUCAGGGAUGAAGGCCGUUAUGUUUGGAGCCCAAAGUUUGCAGCUAGGCGACCAAGAAGUGGUACUUGCUGGUGGUAUGGAAUCCAUGUCGAAUGUACCUUAUUAUUUGAAAAGAGGCCAGACUCCUUACGGAGGAGUGAACUUAGUAGAUGGAGUUGUCGGCGAUGGCCUGAUAGAUGUUUACAAUAAAUUCCACAUGGGUAACUGCGCAGAGAAUACGGCGAAAAAACUUGGCAUCACUAGACAACAACAAGACGACUUUGCUAUCAGCAGCUACAAACGGAGUGCUGAGGCAUACAAAAACAACGUUUUUGAUGCCGAACUGGUUUCUGUGAGUGUGCCACAAAAGAGGGGACAGCCGGAUUUUGUUCUGUCUGCAGAUGAAGAAUAUAAACGAGUGAAUUUCGACAAGUUUGGGAAACUUGCCACAGUUUUUCAGAAAGAAAAUGGCACCGUCACAGCAGGAAACGCUUCAACUCUCAACGACGGAGCAGCUGCCCUCAUCAUGACCACUCCAGAAACCGCAAAGCGCCUGAACGUAAAACCAUUAGCUAGAGUCGUAGGUUAUCAAGACUGCGCUUGCGAUCCCAUAGAUUUUCCUAUCGCUCCUGCAGUAGCCAUUCCGAAGUUAUUGGAGAAAACUGGAGUGAAAAAAGAAGACGUUGCCAUGUGGGAAAUCAAUGAAGCCUUCAGCGUUGUUGUCGUUGCCAACCAACAGAUUCUAGGAUUGGAUCCUGCGAAGGUGAAUAUUCACGGUGGGGCUGUAAGUCUCGGUCACCCCAUCGGUAUGUCUGGAGCAAGAAUCGUUGUUCAUUUGGUACAUGCUCUGAAGAGCGGAGAGAAGGGAGUGGCGUCCAUUUGUAACGGCGGAGGAGGUGCUUCUUCGAUCAUGAUUGAGAGAUUGUGAGUUUAUGGUUGUAAGGAAGGUAUUGUUACUGUUGUUGCAUUUUAAUUGAUCAUUUGUCUUCCGUAUUUCUGAAAUACGAUCCAUUGCCGCAACUUUUUGUGGUAAUAGUUCGUUUCUUCAAUCUCACUACUUCAAACCGAUAAAUCUGAUUUUAGGUCAUGCUUUUGGUUAGGUUUAUUGAAAAGAAAAGAGUUUCAAACAGUACAACUAUAUUCAUCAUGAUGUAAAUGUCAAUUCAACUAAUUCUGCAGCUUUUCUGUACUUGUAAAUAUUUUAUAAUUUUUUUUUAUUGUGCUUGGUGACAAAGGAGUAAAAUAAAGGGCUGUUUAUUUCAAAAAUAAUUCAA